Molecule: messenger RNA, 747 nt
Organism: Lodderomyces beijingensis
Lineage: Eukaryota; Fungi; Ascomycota; Pichiomycetes; Serinales; Debaryomycetaceae
Source: the annotation of a GenBank genome assembly
AUGAAAGAUGACAUCUCAUACAUCAUCGACCACCUUGACUCUUCUAGUGAGAAAGACAUACUACAAGGACUAGACCUAUUGGACCAGUUUUUGUUUAACCUAGUUCCCGAAAUUCAACUCCAUGUCGACAAUUUCACCCAUUCAGACCAGCUUCGAGCGUUCAUCAAAUUGCAAGACAAUGCAGCUUUGAACGUGGUCUCUUAUCUAGCCAAGAUCUACAACCGUGAGCUCGCUAAUGACCAGUUGGUCAAGUUGAAUAGAACGGUACAGGGCUGUCUCCUAAUCCAUCCCGCGUCACGAGCUAUUUUCAACCGUGCGAAAAACAUGACGCGUCUCUUGAAUGUGCUCCAUGAAAGCAACGAUAUCGCGGUGUCCAUCACGCUCGUCUCAACUUUGAUCCAUAUAGUGUUGGACGAGUAUGAGAACUUUAGGACGUUUGAACGAUGCGGAGGCUGUGGCGUCUUGAUACGGCAUUUGAAACUCAAUUCAAUCGACGAGUUUCCUCAACUGAAACCACCCAAUCACUCAAGUCCCAUAUCGUCGUCGUCACCGUCAUCAUCAACUACUGCAAUUUCAAACCAACAGAAUUUAAAUUUCAAGAUUAUCGAGUUCUUGAUGCUUUACAUGACCGAGGAACCAGACAAUACCCAUGGACUAACCGUGAAGGAAAAGAGUAAACUUUUCGAAAAGGAUUGUCCCGAGAUAGACUUGCUUGUGGAGAGCUUGAUAGAAUUGAAUAAAUUAUAA